Messenger RNA from Triticum turgidum subsp. durum (durum wheat), 753 nucleotides. The record is from the annotation of a GenBank genome assembly. NCBI's taxonomy places the organism in Eukaryota, Viridiplantae, Streptophyta, Magnoliopsida, Poales, Poaceae.
AUGUGCUCUCCCAUUUGGAUACUAGUGUUGGUCUCAGAGUCCUCCACCCCGGACCUCUCUGUUCACCGCACACGAUCAGCAGAGGCAGCGGCAAGGAAGAUGACGACGACGACAAGGAGGAGACCCUUGAAGGUCCCUGAGAUGGCGCUGAGGGUGUGCGUGAUCCCCCUCGCCUUGGCCUCCCUGUGGGAGAUGGCCACCAACAAGCAAGCUAAUGACACCUACGGAGAGAUCAGCUUCUCCAACCUCUCCGGCUUCAAGUAUUUAGUUUUCAUUAACGCUGUCACUGCCGCCUAUUCCGUGGUCUCCAUCCUGAUGUCAUCCUUCAAGUCCCUCGCUCGCUAUGAUUGGCUCAUUUUCCUCCUGGAUCAGGCGGCGGCGUACCUGCUGGUGACAUCGUGCUCGGCGGCGGCGGAGCUGGUGUACCUGGCGAUGGAGGGCGACCGGGAGGUGUCGUGGGGCGAGGUGUGCUCCUACUUCGGUCGGUUCUGCGGCAGGGCCACCGUGUCCGUGGCGCUGCAGGCCGCCGCGCUGCUCUGCUUCGUCGCGCUCUCCCUCGUCUCCGCCUUCCGGGUCUUCCGCGAGUUCGACGCCCCUGGUGCUCAUGUUGAUUGCUCGGGGGACUCUGACUCCAAGCAGGAAGGUACAAGGGUGCACGACUUGUCUCCCAAACUAUGCACUAUACGAAGAAGAAAAAUACAUGAAUCUCCCUUCCCCGGCAGUGAAAACGUCACCGGGCCACACAGAGACUGA